Messenger RNA from Rattus rattus (black rat), 2414 nucleotides. It is a transcript of the gene Hhipl1, whose product is annotated as HHIP like 1. Bases 1 to 2376 code for a protein of 791 amino acids. Lineage: Eukaryota; Metazoa; Chordata; Mammalia; Rodentia; Muridae. Gene Ontology annotation, cellular component: membrane. The record is from RefSeq and is a predicted model, not a curated record. The transcript has 9 exons.
AUGGCUAGACAGAGGACUGUGGCCGGGAUCGGGCCCGGGGCCCUGCUGGCUCUGCGCGCUCUGCUGGCCGCCGCGCACCCGCAGUGCUUGGACUUCAGGCCGCCCUUCCGGCCGCCGCAGCCGCUGAGCUUCUGCGCGCAGUACUCCGCCUUCGGUUGCUGCACGGCGGAGCAGGACGCGGCGCUGGCCCGGCGCUUCCGGGCCCUGGAGACCCGCAUGGAUGCCGGGGUGUGGGCGACGUGUGCCGGCUACGCACUGGACCUGCUGUGCCAGGAAUGCUCGCCCUACGCAGCCCAUCUCUAUGAUGCCGAGGAUCCGGCCACCCCACUUCGGACAGUGCCUGGUCUAUGUGAGGAUUAUUGCCUGGACAUGUGGCAGACCUGCCGAGGCCUCUUUCGACACCUUUCCCCUGACCGUGAGCUCUGGGCCCUGGAGAGUAACCGUGCCAAAUUAUGCCGCUACCUGUCUCUAGAUGACACGGACUACUGUUUCCCAAGCCUGCUGGUCAACGAGAACCUCAACUCGAACCUGGGCCGUGUAGUGGCUGAUGCCAAGGGCUGCCUGCAGCUGUGUUUGGAGGAGGUGGCCAAUGGACUUCGAAACCCGGUGGCCAUGGUACACGCUGGGGACGGCAGCCACCGCUUCUUCGUGGCAGAGCAGGUGGGGCUGGUGUGGACCUACCUGCCUGACCGCUCCCGCCUGGAGAAGCCCUUCCUGAAUGUGAGCCAGGCAGUGCUUACGUCACCCUGGGAAGGAGAUGAGCGUGGCUUCCUGGGCCUUGCCUUCCACCCCCGCUUCCCGCAUCCCAGCAAGCUCUAUGUCUACUAUUCUGUGGGGGUCGGCUUCAGAGAGUGGAUCCGUAUCAGCGAGUUCAGAAUCUCAGAGGAUGAUGAGAACACCGUGGAUCACGGCUCAGAGAGGAUAAUCCUGGAGAUUGAAGAACCAGCUUCCAACCACAAUGGGGGCCAGCUGCUCUUUGGAGAUGACGGAUUCCUCUACAUCUUUACUGGAGACGGCGGGAUGGCUGGAGACCCCUUUGGGAAGUUUGGAAACGCUCAAAACAAGUCGGCGCUGCUGGGCAAGGUGCUGCGCAUCGACGUGGACCGCAAGGAGCGCGGCCUCCCCUACGGUAUCCCUCUCGACAACCCGUUCGUGGACGAUCCCGGAGCGCGGCCCGAGGUCUAUGCCUUAGGCGUGCGUAACAUGUGGCGCUGCUCCUUCGACCGCGGAGACCCAGUGUCUGGCACUCACCGUGGCCGCCUGUUCUGCGGGGACGUGGGCCAGAACAAGUACGAGGAGGUGGACCUGGUGGAGCGGGGCCGCAACUACGGCUGGCGCGCUCGCGAGGGCUUCGAGUGCUACGACCGCAAGCUGUGCGCCAACGCCUCCCUCGAUGACGUGCUGCCGAUUUUCGCCUACCCGCACAAGCUGGGCAAAUCGGUCACGGGAGGCUACGUGUACCGGGGUUGUGAGUACCCCAACCUCAAUGGCCUCUACAUUUUUGGCGAUUUCAUGAGCGGGCGACUGAUGUCUCUCCGAGAGAACCCAGAGUCAGGCCAGUGGAAGUACAGCGAGGUCUGCAUGGGCCGUGGACAGACCUGUGCUUUCCCAGGCCUCAUCAACAACUACUACCCAUACAUCAUCUCCUUCGCCGAGGACGAGGCUGGGGAGCUGUACUUCAUGUCCACCGGUGUGCCCAGUGCCACAGCUGCACGAGGGGUUAUCUACAAAGUGACCGAUCCCUCCAGACGGGCGCCUCCAGGGAAAUGUAAGAUACGCCCUGCUCAGGUGAAAGUGAAGAGUCACCUCAUCCCCUUUGUGCCCAAGGAAAAGUUCAUUCGGACGUCAGAGAGCACUCCGCGCCCCACAGCCCGCGCUCCCACUAAGGCGCCACGCCGGAGGCGCCCCACGGCUGCUCCCCCUGCGCCCACUCUGCGACCAACAAAGCCCGCAAGGCCCACCCGGCGACCAGGAGCCCGGAAGGGAGGCGGGCGACGGCGGGGACGUCCAGGUACCGCAGUUCCCGAACCUCAGAACGGCUCGGUGCGCCUGGUACGGCCCGCAGGCCUGAGCCCGGGCCGGGGCCGCGUGGAAGUGUUCAUAGGCGGACGCUGGGGCACGGUGUGCGACGACGCCUGGGACAUCAAGGCGGCCGCCGUGGUGUGUCGCCAGCUGGGCUUUGCACACGCGGUGCGAGCCGCCAAGCGCGCGGAGUUUGGCGAAGGCCGGGCGCUGCGGAUCUUGCUGGACGACGUGCGCUGCGCGGGCAGCGAGCGCAACCUGCUGGAGUGCGCGCACGCUGGCGUGGGCACGCACAAUUGCAAACACGAAGAGGACGCUGGCGUCGAGUGCAGCCACGAAGACCCGGACCUGUAGCCUUACCUCUCCUACCUGGUGGUGCUACCUGGCGAGUG